Molecule: messenger RNA, 301 nt
Organism: Striga hermonthica
Lineage: Eukaryota; Viridiplantae; Streptophyta; Magnoliopsida; Lamiales; Orobanchaceae
Source: the annotation of a GenBank genome assembly
UCACUUCAGACCCAACCGCUCGGGUCGGAGGUGAUAGAAUUGUAAGUUUGGGUGGCCUUUGGUCUGAAGAUUACGUUUCUACAUUUCUGGCUUCCCACCAUAUACUCCGACGCUUCGACCAAUGCGCCCGGGGAGCGGCCCAGGUUCGAGGUCAGCAACUUGCAGACGUGGAUGAGCCUCCUGAGUCAACAAGAAUACGUGCACCGACUGGUUCGGACGACUGCCCAGCGAUGGAGGACGUGUGCGACCAGCCGCUGAGGGUGAGGGAGGUGACGAGCAAUGUGCUAGAGCCAGAAGAAAG